Adineta ricciae is the source of this 2550-nucleotide messenger RNA. NCBI's taxonomy places the organism in Eukaryota, Metazoa, Rotifera, Eurotatoria, Adinetida, Adinetidae. The record is from the annotation of a GenBank genome assembly.
AUGCGAAGUUCAUUCAUUGCGACAGCGUGUUGCAGAUGGAUGAUUUUGAUCUUGAUCUUGUCGACGAACUUUGCUCAUCUUUUUGUGCGCCAAAAAAUCUGUCUAUCUGAUGCAACGAACAAAUCCACUAUCGACGAAUGCGACGAAAUUAGCACACUGGAUGAAUCCGCUCUACAAAUGCUUUGUGAAGAGUGGGAACCACCAUCACAAUUUCCAUCUUUACUUGAUCGAAUUGCUACUUUGCUGGAAAAAUAUCGAAAUAUUCGAUCGUUACACAACUGGCAAAAGAAAUGUCUGAAUUUACCUGCUCGUCGAAAGAAUCAGAAUCUAAUCUACACUCUUCCAACAAGUGGUGGCAAAACAUUAGUGGCGGAAAUUAUGAUGUUGAAUUGUUUAUUUCAUCGAAAUCUUGAUGCUGUCUUUAUUUUACCAUUCGUAGCGGUUGUUCAAGAGAAAGUUCGGAGCCUUCAGCCAUUUGCUGAUGAACUUGGUUUUCAUCUGGAAGAAUAUGCAGCAAGUAAAGGACGUUAUCCACCGUUGAAACGGCGCGUGAAACGAUCUCUCUAUAUUUGUACAAUUGAAAAAGCCAAUUCAUUAAUUAAUAGUCUUAUUGAAAAUAAUCGAAUGACUGAAUUAGGCAUAAUUGUUGUUGACGAACUGCACAUGAUUGGCGAAGGACAACGAGGAGCUACAUUGGAAAGUCUUUUGACUAAAGUUCGAAUGGUUACACCGCAACCACAGAUUAUUGGUAUGUCUGCAACAUUGGCGAAUAUUGGUGAUUUACUUAAAUUUCUCAAUGCACAAUUUUAUGAAGAACGUUUUCGACCGGUUGAACUUGAAGAAUAUGUUAAAGUGAAUGAUAUGGUGUAUAAGAUUGAUCGAAAUAGUCAUCCACAAUUGAUUGAACAUCGACGAUUAGAUUUCAAAUAUACGAAACAAGAUUUGUUGAAUGAUCCUGAUCGACUUGUUGGUCUGGUUUCGGAAGUUAUCCCAAAUGAUUCAUGUUUAGUUUUUUGUGCGUCGAAAGUAAAUUGUGAAAACGUGGCACGUCUGAUUGUUAGUUUUAUGCCCGAAAAAUUACGUGAAGACAAUAGUGAAAAACGUUCGAUUCUACUUGAAGCUCUCGUCGAAGUAAAUGAAGGUGACUUAUGUGAAGUAUUGAAAGCAACUAUUCCCUUUGGUGUUGCAUAUCAUCAUAGUGGUUUAACCGGCGAUGAACGACAAUUAAUUGAAGAAGCAUUCCUAGAUGGAAUUCUGACAUGUAUAACAUGCACAUCAACACUUUCAACUGGUGUUAAUCUACCAGCAAAACGAGUUAUUCUUCGAUCACCAUAUGUUGCUAAUCAAUUUCUAACGAUUGCUCAGUACAAACAAAUGAGCGGACGUGCUGGUCGAACUGGUCAAUCUCAAACUGGCGAAUGCUAUGUAAUCGCUCAUGAAAAAGACAUGAAAUCACUUCGAGAGAUGUUAUUUACUGCAGCUGAAAAUAAUACUGGCUGCGAUAGUCAUCUAGCUACAAAUAACAAUUAUGCAAUCAAACAACUUUUAUUGAAUGUCAUCAGUCUCAAAAUGUGUACAACAUAUGAAUCUUUGACAAGUUUAAUGCGAAAAACUCUUCUCGCUUUACAAGCUGAACGCUUGAAUGUCAAUCUUGAGAAUCUUCUUGAUGAAUGCUUACAAUAUCUAAUCGAUAUGAAAAUUGUUGUGUUAAAAGAAGAAGAACAAGCAAGUAAUGUUACAAGCAGUGGACAUGCUAAACGAAUGAUUUACGAAACAACUAAAUUAGGCAAAGCGACAGUUGAAGGUAGUGUGGAAUUAGGAUUAGCUGAUACAUUGCAUAAGCAUUUAACGAGCAGUUUAAUGAACAUGAAUUUGGAAAACCCAUUACAUUUACUUUAUAUUACCAUGCCAUUCGAUUUAUCCAAUAUGACGAUUGGGUUUCGUCAACUGGUGGAUCGUAUGCAAGAAAUGAAAAGUGAAGAAAAAUUUGUACUGAAACUAUUAGGAAUCGACGAAACAUUUCUACAUAAGAAAGCUGUUGGCUUAUCGGCACAAACAACAGUGAGCAAAGAAACAUUAUUACGCUUUUAUAUCGCCAUGAUGCUGUACGAUCUGUUCAAAAAUAAAAAUUUCUACGAAGUCGCCAAAUUUUGGGACCAAUCACGUGGCACUAUCCAAAAUCUCUACUCCCAAGUGGCAUCAUUUGCAACAUCUAUACUUUAUUUUAGUAAAAUCUACGAUGAAUUUUGGCCUUAUCAACAAUUGUUACCGAUCUUCAUUCAACGAUUAACAUUUUGUACAUCGUUAGAAAUCUUACCGCUGAUGGAAAUUCCCGGGAUUAAGAGAGGUCGUGCUUUACAACUAGUACGUGCAGGUUACCGUACACUUCGAAGUUUAGCGAAAGCACAACCGGAUGAUUUAAUGAAAGCUGUACUUAACUUACCAUUACGAACAGCACAAAUUCUUGUUAAACAUUCCAAGAGACUUCUUCGUGAACAAGCAGAAGAUCUGCGAGAUCAAGCAGCUGAACUAGUCGAACAGAUCGAAUAG